AUUUAAUCCGAAUCCGAUUCCCGACACCAAUUGGCGGCCUUCAGCUGCUGCUUCUGCAGUUGAAUUGUAUUUUUUUUUUGGCGUUUCGUGUCACCCGAAAAUAGUUGAAUCCGCUGAUCUAGCGAAUAACGGUGGCAAGUAACUGUAAUAACUGGCCGGCGCACAGAAGCGACAGAGACAGAGCGCACAUAGCACCUGGCACACCCAAGGAUAUCCGAUCCUCCUGCAUCCCGAAUCAUCCACAACCUGCACCAACCGCUAACCGCUAAAGUCAUGAUCCUCGAGAGAAACCGGAGGAGCCAGCUGGCCCUCCUCAUGAUCGCAAUGCUGGCAGCCAUCGCUGGACAAACGGAUGCCCAGAAGGCGGCCAAACUGACGGCAGUGAGCACCUGUGCAUCGAAGGAAAAGUGUCACACCUGCAUCCAGACAGAGGGUUGCGCCUGGUGCAUGCAGCCGGACUUUAAGGGCCAGUCGCGGUGCUACCAAAACACCAGCUCACUGUGUCCGGAGGAGUUCGCCUACAGUCCGAUAACGCUUGAGGAGAUUCUAGUGAACAACAAACUAACGAAUCAAUACAAAGCUGAAUUGGCGGCUGGUGGCAGUGGCAUUGGCGUUGGCAUUGGCGCUGGCAUUGGCGGUGGCUCCUCCAUGUCUUCCUCGGGAUUCAGUUCCUCCAGCGGAUACGAAGAGUACUCUGCCGGCGAAAUUGUCCAAAUCCAACCGCAGUCCAUGCGCCUCGCAUUGCGCGUCAAUGAGAAACACAACAUCAAGAUUAGCUAUUCCCAGGCGGAGGGAUAUCCAGUGGAUCUCUACUACUUGAUGGACCUCUCCAAAUCCAUGGAGGAUGACAAGGCCAAAUUGUCUACGCUGGGCGACAAGUUGUCCGAGACCAUGAAACGCAUCACCAACAAUUUCCAUCUCGGUUUCGGUUCGUUUGUGGACAAGGUGCUCAUGCCCUAUGUCUCGACCAUUCCCAAAAACCUGGUGGAGCCGUGCCCUAAUUGCACUGCAACCUAUGGCUUUCACCACCAAAUGGUCUUAGAUAAGAAUAUAACCCAAUUUACUAAAAAGGUGAAGAAUGCCACAGUGUCGGGCAACUUGGAUGCUCCCGAAGGAGGAUUCGAUGCCAUCAUGCAGGCCAUUGCCUGCCGAUCGCAGAUCGGUUGGCGGGAACAGGCUCGUCGGCUGUUGGUCUUCUCCACGGACGCAGGCUUCCAUUAUGCUGGCGAUGGCAAAUUGGGCGGCGUGAUUGCUCCAAACGACGGCGAGUGCCACUUGAAUCCCACGGGCUUGUACACGCACUCGGAUCUGCAGGAUUAUCCCAGUAUCUCGCAGAUCAACCAGAAGGUCAAGGACAAUGCCAUCAAUAUUAUUUUCGCCGUCACUGCCAGCCAGCUGUCUGUCUACGAAAAGUUGGUGGAGCACAUCCAGGGCUCCUCGGCGGCCAAGCUCGAUAACGAUUCAUCCAACGUGGUUGAAUUGGUCAAGGAAGAAUACCGCAAAAUCUCCUCUUCGGUGGAGAUGAAGGACAACGCCACUGGAGAUGUGAAGAUCACCUACUUCUCAUCCUGCCUGAGUAACGGACCCGAACUGCAGACCUCUAAGUGCGACAACCUGAAGGAGGGCCAGCAGGUGAGCUUCACAGCCCAGAUUCAGUUGCUCAAGUGUCCCGAGGAUCCGCGCGACUGGACACAGACGAUCCACAUCUCGCCCGUCGGCAUCAACGAGGUCAUGCAAAUCCAGCUGACUAUGCUGUGCUCGUGUCCCUGCGAGAAGCACGGCUCAAUUGGAUAUCAGGUGCAUGCGAACAGCUGCAGCAGCCACGGCACCUCCAUGUGCGGCAUCUGCAAUUGUGAUGAUAGCUACUUCGGCAACAAAUGCGAGUGCUCAGCAACGGAUCUAACAUCUAAAUUCGCGAACGACACUAGCUGCCGGGCGGAUAGCACCUCGACGACGGACUGCUCUGGUCGGGGCAAUUGCGUUUGCGGCGCCUGCGAAUGCCACAAGCGACCAAAUCCCAUUGAGAUCAUAUCCGGAAAGCACUGCGAGUGCGACAACUUCAGCUGCGAACGGAACAGGAACCAGUUGUGCUCGGGUCCGGAUCACGGCACCUGCGAGUGCGGCCGUUGCAAGUGCAAGCCGGGCUGGACGGGCGCCAAUUGCGGCUGCCAGGAGUCCAACAAUACAUGUAUGCCACCUGGAGGUGGCGAGGUCUGCUCCGGUCAUGGUUCCUGCGAAUGCGGUGUCUGCAAGUGUACGGUUAACGAUCAGGGACGCUUCUCGGGCCGACAUUGCGAGAAAUGCCCAACUUGCUCGGGCCGGUGCCAGGAGCUGAAGGACUGUGUCCAGUGCCAGAUGUACAAGACGGGCGAGCUGAAGAACGGCGAUGAUUGCGCCAGGAACUGCACUCUAUUUGUGCCCGUGGGCGUGGAAAAGGUCGAGAUCGAUGAGACCAAGGACGAGCAGAUGUGCACAUUCUUCGACGAGGACGACUGCAAGUUCAUGUUCAAGUACAGCGAGCAGGGUGAACUGCAUGUGUAUGCCCAAGAGAACAAGGAGUGCCCGCCCAAGGUUUUCAUGUUGGGCAUCGUUAUGGGCGUAAUCGUCGCCAUUGUCCUCGUGGGUCUGGCCAUUCUGCUGCUGUGGAAGCUGCUCACUACGAUCCACGAUCGGCGGGAGUUCGCUCGCUUCGAGAAGGAGCGCAUGAACGCCAAGUGGGAUACGGGUGAGAAUCCCAUCUACAAGCAGGCCACCUCCACCUUCAAGAACCCCAUGUAUGCGGGCAAAUAGAUUCGCUAACUAACUAAACACUAGGGAAUUAUAACUAGUGUCGUUCCACGGAACGACCACUGUCUGUGCUUGAACCGGAAAUCAGAAGGAACCCCAACCAGCCAAUCAGCCAAACUUAAUCAAACACCAGCAACAAAUCCGCACCACCUAAAAACCAAGCAACCAAUCUUCAGAACCGAUUCCGACACCGAAAUCCCGAACACAUCGACGUAGCUGCUUUGCCCGGGUGCAAAACCACUGAAGUCAACUGCCAUUGAAACGCGUUCUAAACUAAGUCAGCCCUAUAUAAACAUAUAUAUGCAUAUUUAUAUAUACAUUUACACAAGAACCGCGCCGUGGGGCAGCCUUUAUACAUUGCGUAUACUUAACGAGCAAACGAUUUGUGCCUUGCAACAUAUUUUAGACUAAAUCUAUACGUAUAUGUGUAUACAAACAAGUAAGCAGACAACGCACAGCAACAACGCGGAGCCAAGAAUCGGAAAAAUUAAAAAAAAAUUAAUUAUACCAGCCAAGAAAUGAACUACGAACGAUAGUUAGAUUAAUGAUUUUUGUAUUCUUUUUUUCGUACCAAUAGUAUCCAAGCCAGCGCAUGAAUUUGUAUUUUAUUUUACUUCUAUUUGUAAUUGCUUUUUUGUGUUUUUCGACCUAAUUCUAAUUGUUUUCAUCGAGCCCCAUUUAUUAUUAACUGCAAUAUAGCGGAUGUAUUUAGGCUGCAGAGAUCCCGAGAGAUCAGAAGUCAGAAUCGGGAUACUUAACUUAUCUGCUACCCUCACAAAAACGGUCGUCCUUCGUAAUGCCAAACCCACGUCUUAAUGUUUUUCUAUUGUUUUUUUAAAGCUAACUUUACAAUUAAUAUUUAAGCAAUUAACAUUUAAGCUUGUAAUUGUUAAUUUCGAAAUGCAAGAGUGCCCCGGAACGUUUUUGUUUUUCUGUAAGAUCUUUUCAUUUUUAUUUUUGUAUGUUUUAAUUAUGGAAAACGAAAGCGUGGCAACAAGGGAAAUUGCUCCUUGUGUGUGUUUUAUUUAACUGAAUUUCGAUCAUUAAUGGUAAAAUUAAUACUACUAUAUAAAUAUAUAUUUUUUGCCAUUUGUACUGAUUACUGAUUAACAUUUAAAGUAAUAAUACAAAACCAAAACGAAAUGUAACGAAACUUUUGUAUAAAAAAACAUUUUGAGUAAUUUUAUUGAAUGAUAAACCAAUACAAAAAUAUGGUGGAAACACUGGCAAUAUGAAACAGAUGUGGAAUUUAAAUUGUUUGACGCUAAUUUUAGUAAAAUAAAUAAAAAGAGAAAUACA
This is a messenger RNA of Drosophila sechellia, 4086 nucleotides long. It is a transcript of the gene mys, whose product is annotated as position-specific antigen beta subunit myospheroid. Gene Ontology annotation, biological process: cell-cell adhesion; cell migration; cell-matrix adhesion. Lineage: Eukaryota; Metazoa; Arthropoda; Insecta; Diptera; Drosophilidae. The record is from RefSeq and is a predicted model, not a curated record. The transcript has 7 exons. The coding region runs from base 274 to 2790 and encodes 838 amino acids. Gene Ontology annotation, molecular function: integrin binding. Gene Ontology annotation, cellular component: focal adhesion; integrin complex; cell surface.